Messenger RNA from Alternaria incomplexa, 1191 nucleotides. RefSeq lists its product as uncharacterized. The coding region runs from base 1 to 1191 and encodes 396 amino acids. NCBI's taxonomy places the organism in Eukaryota, Fungi, Ascomycota, Dothideomycetes, Pleosporales, Pleosporaceae. The transcript has 5 exons. The record is from RefSeq and is a predicted model, not a curated record. Gene Ontology annotation, molecular function: oxidoreductase activity, acting on paired donors, with incorporation or reduction of molecular oxygen; monooxygenase activity; iron ion binding.
AUGGUGAGUGCAAACUGGUACAAAAUCCACGCCCUACCAGACUAUCGCUUCCAAUCACCCAUGAGCACCACCGACCCCAGAAAGAAGAUCGAGAAAUCAAAACACAUCGCCGCAGCAUAUACCGUCUCCAACCUCCUCCGCUCCGAAGAGCACAUCGAUCGCACCUUCGAAUCCUUCCUCGCCUGGGUGGACAAUUACGCAACCACGAAGAAACCAAUGCAUCUCAACACCUACAUAUCCUACCUAACCUUCGACGUAAUCGGCGAAAUCGUCUUCUCCAAACCCUUCGGCUUCCUCGCCCAGGGCAAAGACAUAGGUAACUCCAUCUCAAAUUCCCUCGCUCUGAACGCGUACAUAGCCGUUGCCGGUUAUUUCCGCUGGCUUAACAUCGCACUGUUGGCCAAUCCAAUCAUGACGUGGCUGUCCAUCCUACCAAUGGGCCACCUCUUCGAUACUGUGACAUCAGUGUUGGCGGAUCGGGAGAAGAAUGAGAAUGCGAGGUAUGAUGCAGUGCAGUUCUGGUUUAAGCAGCAUGAGAAGUAUCCGGAGAAGUUUACCAAACGCGAGAUUGGUACGCAGGCGCUUGCGGCUGUGGGUGCGGGGUCGGAUACGGUGGCGGCGGGGAUGCAGGCGUUUGUUUAUUAUAUGAUGAGGCAUGAGAAUGCGUGGGAGCGCGCGCAUAAGGAAGUGGCGAAGGCGGUAAAGAACGGGUUGUGUGGAGAUCGGGUGGUGUCUUAUGCUGAUGCGCAGCAACUUAGUUUUGUGCAAGCCUGCGUGAAGGAAACGCUUCGCAUCUUCGGACCAGUGCCCAUGGGCCUUCCGCGUAUAGCGCCCAAAGGAGGAUUGGUAAUUGGAGAUCGCAUCAUACCUGAGGGCACUAUUGUGUCAAUCAACCCAUGGGUGAUGCACUACUCAAAAGAGAUAUGGGGUGCCGAUGCACAUGCUUUCAACCCAGAUCGAUGGUCGAACGAAGACAGCGCUGCGAAGGAGAAGUACUGGAUACCUUUUGGCGCAGGUUAUGGAGGCUGUCCAGGUCAAAACAUCGCUAAGAUCGAACUCGCGAAGAUCGCAGCGACGUUAGUCAGAGACUACAAGAUCAAGCAAGUGGACCCUACGCAAGACUGGCGGUGGAAAGCCUACUUCACGGUUGUACCGCAUUCAUGGCCAGUAUACAUCGAGAAGAGGGUAUGA